Messenger RNA from Funneliformis mosseae, 1143 nucleotides. Lineage: Eukaryota; Fungi; Glomeromycota; Glomeromycetes; Glomerales; Glomeraceae. The record is from the annotation of a GenBank genome assembly.
GUUGCCGAAUUAUACGAAGAAAUACAACAGUUGCCUGUCCUUGAAAUGCCUCUUCUUUCUCUUACCGGCGUAUCAUCUCCGCCUUCUACUCUUGCCAACAUUCCUUUGAGGAAGCAUAUGUACACCGAGAUCUUAACAAAUUUAAGGGUCAUCAUGAUUGAUCGCAUGGUAAAACCUGAAGAGGUUCUUGUAGUCGAGAAUGAUGAGGGUGAAAUCGUGCGUGAAUUUAUGAAGGACAGUGACACAAUUACAUUAUACAAGAGCAUGCGUGAGUGCCUAGUAUAUUUGACACAUUUAGACGUUCAAGAUUCAGAAAUAAUCAUGUCAAAUAAGUUAACUAAACAGAUUGACGGUUCCGAAUGGUCUUGGAAUAACUUAAAUAAACUUUGUUGGGCGAUUGGAUCCAUUUCCGGCGCAAUGAAUGAAGACACGGAAAAGAGGUUUUUGGUAACGGUAAUCAAAGAACUUUUGAGCCUUUGUGAGCAGAAACGUGGUAAAGACAACAAGGCUGUAGUUGCUUCGAAUAUCAUGUAUAUCGUCGGUCAAUAUCCACGUUUUCUCAAAGCACAUUGGAAGUUUUUAAAAACGGUUGUUAAUAAACUCUUUGAAUUCAUGCAUGAAACUCAUGAAGGUGUGCAAGAUAUGGCUUGUGAUACCUUUAUUAAGAUCGCCCAGAAAUGUCGGCGCCAAUUUAUCUCACAGCAACAAGGAGAGAAUACUCCAUUCAUAGAUGAAAUUAUAAGUGGAAUCGAAGUCAUUACAAAGGAUUUGUCACCACAACAGGUUCAAACCUUCUAUGAAGCCGUAGGCUAUAUGAUAUCGGCACAGACAAAUAAAAAUAUACAAGAACGACUAGUUAUGAACUAUAUGGAACUCCCCAAUCAAGGAUGGGAUCGCAUUUUGGAAGAUGUCUCAAAAGAUAUAAACGCGCUGCAUAUUGCUGAGAACACCAAGAUUCUUGGACAUGUUCUCCGAACAAAUGUGGCAGCAUGUAACGCAGUUGGAAGUGGAUUUUCUGUACAAAUAGCUAGAAUUUAUGUAAAUUUAUUAGAGCUGUAUAAAGCUGUUAGUCAAAUUAUUUCUGAUACCGUUGCGACUGAAGGUCUCAUUGCAACGAAAACACCUCGCGUGCGUAAUUUGAGA